Molecule: messenger RNA, 2502 nt
Organism: Caretta caretta (loggerhead turtle)
Lineage: Eukaryota; Metazoa; Chordata; Testudines; Cheloniidae
Source: RefSeq, a predicted model, not a curated record
AUGUUUCUGGAUCUCUCUAUAAAGAGCCAACUCCUCAGUUUCCAAGGCAUCCAGUUACAAGGCAUAGAAGAUCUGUCUGGCACCAGGAUUGUCUCAGAAAAGCCAGUGGCCGUCUUGGUUGGCCAAGUGUGUUUUUGUAAUAGCACAAAAUGCAACCACGUCUUUGAGCAGCUCCUACCAGUCUGCAGCUGGGGUACAACAUACAUCAUUCCUCCCUUACCCUGGCAGAAAGUAGAUGACAUAGUCUAUAUCAUUGCUUCCCAGAGCACAACUGUGUUGUAUCAACGAGGGGACCAGCAAGAGAAUGUUACUCUAACAGGAGGCAAUGUACUCCAACUUCCUGUCAAGCCCUCAAUCCCAGUCUACAUCUCUGCUAACGUGAGCAUCCAGGUGGUGUUCUACAGCCUGGGCGCAGCUAUCCCUAAUUCCUCCCACGCCUUCCUGAUGAAUGUUCCAGAUGUUGCCAGUUACUGCCUGAUGUAUUCUCUAAAUGAGCAGGAGGGCUUCAAGAACUUUGCCUUGAUGGUGGCCAAUACAUCGGAGACUGGCGCCAUCAUCUUAGACAAUCAGUCUCUAAGGGAUGUGAAGUGGAACCGAGUCCCUGGCACUGAGUUCGUUUGGGGCAUGCGUACGCUUGGACCUGCCAUGAGAUCCCAUGCUGUGGAACAUGCCAGCUCUCCAUUCGCACUCCUGAGUGUUGGCACUGCUGCCAUGGACAGCUAUGGGACUCCAGGUUCCUGCAGGAAGAAUGUUACCUUUAAAUGCCAGACUGAAACUCAACAGGUAAAAGAGCAGUUGAAGAUGUGCAAAGAUGUCUUUCAGCAGGGCAACACCAGUGAAUUUUGCUCCUUCAUGAAUUCAACCUUAGUGAAUUUGGAGACCAUGUGUGCAGAGGACAGAGCAGCAUCGCUGGAGGAAGUUGCUCUCCCCUUUGGUUCCUUCCUGAAUAGCUCCAUCCUCAGUGCUGGUGGGAACGAGAGCAAGAGGGAGGUGGCCUCCGCCGUGACCUUCCUCCUGCAGAGUGUGGAAUUGGCUGCACUGACGGCUGCUUUGUGGUCUCCAGAGAAGAAGACCCAGAACAUGACAACAGAGUUUAUGGCUAUCGAGACGCUCCUCGUCCGAGCUGCAGGUCGCUGUGAUGAGGUCUUCAGGCUGAGAGGUCAGGAGGAGACAAUGGACAUUCACUGCAAUGCCGUCACCAGAGCAGCCACAGAAGCUGAUCCUUGGGCUGUUGCUUUUAUUUCUUACUCCACCCUGGACUCCAUCAUUAACACGACAUUUCUCGAUGAGGGAGAUCUAAUGGCUGAUGAGAAAUUGAGGAAUUUUCACCUGAAUUCCAGGGUGGUGAGUGGGGCUAUCGGAGAUGGGAGGCCCAUGAACCUCUCCAAACCUGUGAAUUUCACCCUGCGCCAUAGACAGGUGAGUAAAGAGGAGGAAGAGACUCGCUGCGUUCACUGGAAAUUCAUCGCUGGGAAAGGCACCUGCGCUGAGGGUGGCUGCAAAAGUCUCCAGAUGAACAGCACUCACACCAUCUGCAGCUGUGACCAUCUCUCUAGCUUCGCACUCCUGAUGGGUCCCACCGGAAUGGAGGAGAGUUAUCCACUGACCGUCGUCACCUACGUGGGACUGACCUUCUCCCUGCUGUGCCUCCUCCUCGCCAUCCUCACCUUCCUCCUUUGCCGCUCCAUCCGCAAUGUCAGCACCUCCCUCCACCUGCAGCUCUGCCUCUGCCUCUUCCUGGCUGACCUGCUCUUCCUCACUGCGGAGACCCGCACCCGCAGUCAGGUGGUGUGUGCUGUCAUUGCUGGCUUCCUACACUACCUCUUCCUGGCCGGCUUCACCUGGAUGUUCCUGGAGGGGCUGCACCUCUUCCUCACCGUCCGGAACCUGAAGGUCGUGAAUUACACCAGUGCCAGCCGGUUCAAGAAGAGAUUUAUGUACCCGUUCGGCUAUGGAUUCCCAGCCCUGGUGGUGGCUAUUUCUGCAGCGGUGAAUCCUGGAGGCUACGGAACUUCCAAAUACUGCUGGCUCAGCCUGGAGAGAGGAUUUCAUUGGAGCUUCCUGGGACCAGUCUGUGCCAUAAUCCUGAUAAAUUUAACAUUUUUUAUUGCAACCCUCUGGAUCCUGAGAGACAAACUCUCCUCCCUUAAUGAAGAUGUGUCCACUCUCAAAGACACCAGGUUACUGACCUUUAAAGCCAUCACCCAGCUCUUCAUUCUGGACUGUACAUGGAGCUUUGGUCUCCUCCAAGUCGGCCCAGCAGCCACGGUCAUGGCGUAUUUAUUCACCACCGUCAACAGCCUGCAGGGAGCCUUCAUCUUCCUGGUGCACUCUCUCCUCAAUUGCCAGGUGAGAGAGGCGUACAGGAGAUGGAUCAAGGGCUUCCGAACGUCCAGCACGAAAUCUCAGAUGUCCGAUCUACAUGGGCGGCAGGUUUUGUAUGUAGUUGGGAUGAAGAACGGCAACUGCCCCGCUGGCACAGCAAAGCCGGCUGUACGAUAA